UGACAAGAUGGAUAUCAAUCAUGGUUGAAGAAUGGUGACAUAAUUUCUCAUGUACAUACACUACGGAUAACAAGGAAUGAUUAUUGGGUAGCUAGAAUUCUGCAAGUUCUUAUCAACCUGGUGAUAUAUUGUGUUCUGCCUAUAUUGAAAAUCACAGGCUUCAAUGUCAAGAAUUUUGAAUUUGAGCCAUGAACAUGCCCGAGAAGAAGGCGACUAGAGGCUCUCCUCAGAAAUUGAAUAAUCAGUUUGUAUCAUCAUGCUCCCUCUCUUCAUCAAAGCUCCUAAUCCAUGCCCUCGCCAUCUUCGUCCUCUUUCUCGUCGUCUGGCAAAUCCAGAAGACCUCCUCCUCUGCUUCCCCAUGGGCUCGCUGGGACAAAAUUCUCAACAACUCUUGCCUCUCCCCUUCCCACGACACGCAGGAGGCGAUGGCUGACAGACUCCGACUGGCGGUCACUUUCCUCCCUCUCAAGGACCUCAGAUACGCAGGCGAGCCCAUGAAAGGCCACACGUGGUUCAUGAGUUCCCUAUACGACAUGCAGGAGCAAGGCGAGGUCCAGUACCAGCAGCACCCCGUCGAGGCCUCCGGAGGCAGACUCCUCUGCCUCCGUGGCCGUGACAGGCACGACGGCUCCUGGAACUCAUACGCUCUAGCCUGGCCCGACGCCCUGCCUCAGAACGCCACACUGAAGGCUGGCAUCACGUUCGUGUCAUACAACCACUACGACUACCACAACAUCUGGCACGGCCUGUCCGCCGUGAUGUCGUUCGUGGCGUGGCAUGUCAAGAGCCAGUGCGCGGCACCUGAGCGCUGGAUCUUGUUCCACUGGGGCGAGCUACGCACGACCAUGGCGCCAUGGGUGUCCACGCUCCUGGAGGCCACGUUCGGGGGCGCGGUCAAGAUUGAGGAUUUUGGCAGUGGUGGUGAUGAUGAUGAUGCUCCGGUUUGCUUCGAGAAGGCGGUGGUGAUGCGGCAUAAUGAAGGCGGGAUGUCGACGGAGAAGAUGAUGCAGGUGUAUGAUCUAAUGAGGUGCAGGGCGAGGAUGUAUUGUCAAGUUGGAGGGCGUGAUGAGGGGAUCAAGGUAGGAGUCACCAUGUUGAUGAGGGACGGGACAAGGUCUUUCCGAAACGCAUCAGCGGUUGUCGGGAUCUUCGAGGAGGAGUGCCGCCGGGUUCCAGGAUGCCAUCUGAUGGUAGCUUAUCCACACAAUCUCACCUUUUGUGAACAGGUGCGUACAAAACGUAAAGCUUGUGAUAUUUUAGACCAAUAUAUCUACCUUACGUGUGCAUUGCAGGUGAAAUUGAUGAGAGGGACAGACGUGGUGAUAUCGGCGCACGGGGCGCAGCUGUCGAACAUGAUCCUGAUGGAUCGGAACAGCAGCGUGAUGGAGUUGUUUCCAAAGGGAUGGAAGGAGAUGGCCGGGGUGGGGCAGUACGUGCACCACUGGCUGGCCAGCUGGUCCGGCAUGAAGCACGAGGGGGCGUGGCGGGACCCCGUCGGAGAUCCCUGCCCCUUCCCCAAAGACGAAGCCCGCUGCAUGUCCCUUUUCAAGGACGCCAAGGUCGGACAUAACCACACAUAUUUUUCACAAUGGGGAAGCAAUGUUAUCAAGGAUGUCAUCACUAGGAAGGCACUUCAGGAUCCUUCUUCUUUUAAUCCUGCAGCUGGCCUAUGUGGUUGCCACUGAUUUUCCCAAAUCUUUUUGUUUAUUUUGCUAAUAAUUUUAUUGAGUUUUAAAUUCAGAUGAUAAUAACAAGUUUUCUUCUUUCAA
Molecule: messenger RNA, 1769 nt
Organism: Salvia splendens (bonfire salvia)
Lineage: Eukaryota; Viridiplantae; Streptophyta; Magnoliopsida; Lamiales; Lamiaceae
Exons: 2
Coding region: 189-1685 (498 amino acids)
Molecular function (GO): glycosyltransferase activity
Source: RefSeq, a predicted model, not a curated record